AUGCUGAUCCCCAAUCUUCCCGCCCCUCUGCCAAUCAAGUUCCUGAAGGAAGCGGGCAUCUCAGAGCUCCCCGGAGGCCUCAAGAUCGAGGAGUUUGACUAUUUCCACUUUGCUAUCUACAUCAGCGAGAUGCGACGGCUGGGCAUCAGCGGGCCUACUUCCUCCCUCUCAACCGGUACUGCGUAUGGCAUGCCACCCAUCAUUGCCUACGGCAGCCAACAACUUCAAAAACGUGUCCUCCCAGAGCUUUUAAGUGGAAAAAAGAGGAUAUGCAUCGCCAUCACGGAGCCAGAUGCCGGCAGUGACGUCGCCAAUCUCUCAACUACGGCAGAGAAGAGCAGCUGCGGCAAGUACUAUAUUGUCAACGGAGAAAAGAAGUGGAUUACGAAUGGGGUUUGGUCGCAUUAUGCCACCAUGGCCGUACGCACGGGAGGCCCGGGGGCUGCUGGUCUCUCACUGCUUUUGGUACCUCUGCUUGGGCAAUCGGGUGUGACGAUGCGCCGCAUGAAGACGACAGGAGGAACAACGAGUGGAACUACAUUCAUUGACCUCGAAGAUGUGAAGGUGCCAGUCGAGAACUUGAUUGGCGAAGAGGGCCAAGGGAUGAAAAUGAUCACACGGAAUUUCAACCACGAACGACUGGCCAUCGCCAUCGGCGUCUGCCAGAGCGCCCGGGCCGCCCUGUCUGCGGCUUUUGGGUACGUCAUGAAGCGUGAAGUCUUUGGACAGCCACUCAUAGAACAAGCGGUUGUGAGAAACCGCCUGGCCAGGUGCGGCGGUGAAUUAGAGUCUCUGUGGGCAUGGAUCGAGGCGCUCGUGUAUCAAAUGUUGUCGAGUUCGACUGGUGGACACGGCCGCCAGGAUCUCGGAGGUUCCAUGGCGCUCGUGAAGGCAAGGGCAGCAAUAGUGCUCGAUGAGUGUGCGAGAACGGCAGUUCUGCUAUUUGGCGGGAACGGAUAUACCCGAACAGGCCAGGGUGAGCUUGUUGAGAAGAUAUACCGUGAGAUUCCGGCUGCGCGGAUCCCAGGAGGCACUGAAGAUGUUAUGCUGGACUUGGCGAUUCGACAGUUGGUCAAGGGAUUUCGCGCGAGGAGCAAGGCAUUGGGGAAGGAGAAGCUAUAA
Messenger RNA from Phaeoacremonium minimum UCRPA7, 1122 nucleotides. RefSeq names its product putative acyl- dehydrogenase protein. The coding region runs from base 1 to 1122 and encodes 373 amino acids. Gene Ontology annotation, molecular function: oxidoreductase activity, acting on the CH-CH group of donors; flavin adenine dinucleotide binding. NCBI's taxonomy places the organism in Eukaryota, Fungi, Ascomycota, Sordariomycetes, Togniniales, Togniniaceae. The transcript has a single exon. The record is from RefSeq and is a predicted model, not a curated record.